Messenger RNA from Phytophthora nicotianae INRA-310, 1716 nucleotides. RefSeq lists its product as hypothetical. Lineage: Eukaryota; Oomycota; Peronosporomycetes; Peronosporales; Peronosporaceae. Gene Ontology annotation, molecular function: nicotinamide-nucleotide adenylyltransferase activity; nicotinate-nucleotide adenylyltransferase activity. The record is from RefSeq and is a predicted model, not a curated record. The transcript is spliced from 3 exons. Gene Ontology annotation, biological process: NAD+ biosynthetic process. The coding region runs from base 1 to 1716 and encodes 571 amino acids.
AUGAGGAAGACGCGGACGAUGCCUGAGAACCACUCGACUGCUAAUGGUAAUGACUCUAAUAGACGUCAAAUUCACAAGCUGGAAGACGAUCCAAAGCUGCAGACUCUCACGCCUCGAUCGCUGGCAAAGAGCAUGGCGGAACUUGAAACAUUGAGAUCCAGAGUGCAAGAUCUCGAGCAACAACUUGCAAAGCAUCAAAUUGAGGCUUUUACACCGAGUAAAACGAAGUUACCUCCAUUGACAGACGCCCAUGCUGAAUCCGUGUUUCCUAGUGGAGGACUACCUGCGUCGUCAACAAAUGGUGUCAAGUCUACUAGUGAACUGAAAACGAUUCAAACUAUCGCUGGUGUCGCGUUUUUAAAUGAUCGAGCAACCACAGCACCCGCAACAACAUCACGGAAUGUGACGGUAGCUCCGGCUGGGAAAUGUGUUGACAUAACUACCGAUGAGCCUGUUGUAAAAACCUUAGCUUUCAUUCCCAGCACUCUUGCAAUCGAUGUCGAUGCCACUUUGGAUCAAGUAGAAUUCUCGAAAACCGAUAGUUGCGGCACUAGAUCCCCACAUUUCGAGGAAACCAAGAUCAUAAUCGGCCAAGAAGGUGAAACCGCUACGUUUGCGAUAUCCCAGAGAAAUCGGUUGUACCAGAUUCUCAGGCGCUUGAGUACUGUGGCUACGAUUCCUGAAGAUGAGCUCGUGUUACUCAAGAAGCUUGUGGAUGCUGAGAUUGGAGAUGUCAUUAAAUUUCUUCUCGAUGUUGAAUCAGAGCAGUCUGUCACUAUUAUUCGCGACAAGCUAGCAGUCCUUGUAAAGGAUGGAUCGCCUUUCAAGCACCGCAGCCUGGUUCGACCAACGCCGCCACAUUCUCACCCUCUUUGGAGUAUUCAGUACCCGCUUCUCAAGGUCGCGCAGAACCUAGAACAACUUCGAGGCACCGAUUCUUUCUCUCCUGACUCUCCAUCCCAGAAAACCGACGUGAUAGUUUUGGUUUCUAGCGGGGCUUACAACCCCAUUCACAUGCUGCACAUUCGUGCUUUUUACGUUGCACGGCAGUACGUCGAGGCCAACUACAAAUUCCCAGUCGUUGGAGCUUUCAUCUCGCCAUCUCACGAUACGUUUGUACGUGUCAAGAAUCGCCGUAACACGCGUGAAAUGAUCACUAAACGACAUCGACUGGCGUUGAUAGAGACUGCAGUGGUAUCGUCAUCGUGGAUCGAAGUGGACAAAUGGGAGAUCACUCGACGAAGAGUACUCGACUAUUUGAGUACACUAACUCAUAUAAGAGAGAUGUGCGAGUCACAUUUCCCUCACUAUCGCUUUCACGUCAUGUACGUCUGCGGAUGCAACACGGUGGUUAAACUGAGUCACUCUGCUCUGCGCGAUGAUGGAUUUGGCUGCAUUACUGUGUGCAGACCUGCACAAACGGAUAUGGUAAUUAAACAGUUGGGGAAAACACAGGCGAAAAUGACGACAAUAGUUGAGGAUACCGGUGUGUUACCGUGUGAAUUGGAAAGCGCCACUAGUUUCCGUGUACGCCAUGCACUCAUGGAUGUCAACUCGAAUGCCAACAAGAUCGAGAUGAUGGUAGGGAAACCGGUAUUUCAGUAUAUGUUGAAACACGAGAUUGGGGACAAGAUCGCUGGCAAAGUGAGCUGGAGCGAUGAAGACAAACAAUGGCGGCAACAAGACCUCACUUAUGUAGAAUAUACCGAGAGUUAG